This is a messenger RNA of Amphibalanus amphitrite, 1753 nucleotides long. RefSeq lists its product as uncharacterized. The record is from RefSeq and is a predicted model, not a curated record. The transcript is spliced from 4 exons. Lineage: Eukaryota; Metazoa; Arthropoda; Thecostraca; Balanomorpha; Balanidae. Bases 365 to 1057 code for a protein of 230 amino acids.
CGACGGCCCGGGCGCGCCACCCUCCCACCAAAAGGCGCAUGAAAAGUGGGGGCGUAUAAAAGCAACGCACCAGUCGAUAGUAUGGCUGUGUCGCGUGCGCCUGUGUACCGCUCCAGUGGUGGCGAGGUCCGCUCCCGUUGACUGGGCUCGGACCGUGGUCACCCGCCGCCGGCCCGCCCUCCGCCUCCCGCCCUCCGCCGCCGCCGCGCCGCCGCCGCCGCCGCGCCGCGCCGCGCCGCAGCUCUUCGUCAGCUCCCGGCCCGGACAGAUGGCUGCUGCGGUCUCUGCCAUGCUGGACCCGACCGGUCUCUACUAGGGCCCGCUGGCCCGAUGCCCGGCUGGCGGUACUCUGUGGGCGGCUGCAAUGCGCCGCCUGCCGCUGCUGCUGCUGCUCUACAGCCUGAGGAGGUGCUGCGGCGACUCAGCGGGCUCGCCGAGUCCGGCCGAGCCCUCCGCCAGCCCCCGCCAGAUCCAGCUGACCGAGGGAGCCACCGGCAGAGGAGAGCUGGUGUUGUGGAUGCCGCUGACGGUCAUUCUGCCCUCGCUGGCCUCUCAGUCCGACUACACCUACUCCGCCAGAAGCCAAAGACGCCCGCGCACAGAGCAAUACGACGGGCCCGGCCGGGGGCCGGCCGGUCGGCGGUCGGCCUAUGACUGGACGAGCGCCGAGUACCGGGCGGCUGGCUCGGUGGGCCCCCUGCUCUCUCGCGUGGACGCCUACUUCCACUACCUGCGCAUCGGCGACGAGCCGUGCCGCUGGCGGACCAUCUGCCAGCUGGCGCAGCAGGUGUCUGCCCUGGAGCCCGUCAGCGGCCUGCUGCUGCGCGCUCUCAGCAGGGAGAGUGACGGCGGCGCGGCGGUGAGCGCCGAGGGUCGCGCGGCGGCCGCCCGGUUCGAGCUGUACCAGACGGCGGCGGAGAGGGGCCUGUUCGGUGCCGACUGCGCCAGCCUGUACGGCCAGUGCGGUGCCGAUGUGCGGCAGCUCAUCAACAUGCCCGUACUGCAGCUGUGGCAGUGGCUGUCCGACCGACUGGCCCUGCACAUCUCGGACGACUAGCCGCCUCCGCCCCCGCCCCCGCCUGGCCCGUCUCCAUGUGUUCGUGCUAAUGUUACCAGAUCCGUGGGGCGCGUGUCGGUCCGCCCCGCCCGGCGGCCGACCGCGCUCCACGCUCGUAUAUGACUCCUGUGCUAUUCAGAUCAGACGUUUUUAGAUAUUAGCCGGUGUCGGCGUCCGCCGACCCACCUAGCGUUCCGCAUUGCUCUCUUCUCGUCCGCGAGACCGGCGGAAUCGCAGCGAGCUGCUCUCUGCUGUCUCGACCAUUGUGAUAUAUAUUGAGGCGCGUGUAGUGUGGGGACUGAGACGUGGCCCCGACGUCCGCCUGUUACCAGCAGCCGCACGUGCGCCCGCGCGGAACCACGCACUCGUCAGAGUACGCGGCCGUGCGCGCACUGCGGGCGUGUGUGUGUAUGUGUGAUUGCGCGUCGCUGAAUGUCGCUGGGCCUCCUCACCCUGUGCCGGUCCGCCGGCCAGGGCCGAGGGGGGCGGUGUGAAGUUACGCCGCGUCUGGGUGUGAAGUUACGCCGCGUCGCGCGGUGUAAGAGUACACUGCGGGCAGCCAGUCGUAGCCAAACGCGUCUUUUCCCACCACCUGCGUGUACAAUUAGUGUUGGGUCGUUGUUGUCUAUUCAGAAUGAUAAUUGCGAUGUAACUUGAGUUUUUUACGAAACCUUCGCAAUAAAAAUAUCAAACCAU